UAACGUGACGCGUGCUAACGUUCGUUUAACGCGCUCUCGAUCGUAACCUGCCGAGUCGCGAACCAACUUCUUUUUUUUUUUCUCUCUACGAAACGAGCUCCGAAACCAAACGAAUCCUGCGGGUUUUUGUGGCUAGCGUAUCCUUCUAGCGAUCGGGCGGAAAAUGGUCAGCGGCACUCAGCAGUGAAAUUUUAAAUAUUGCAGUGCUAGAUGAUUUUUUCCAUUUCCCUCACGUGCACGGUGUAGCCUCACACACGCACACCCGUCGGCGCGAAGCAGCUGAAGGAAAGAAAAACCCGCGGGCAAGAAACAAAAAAAAGGAAAUCCCCGCGAACGCAGUGUCAGAGGAGAGCGAAGAAAACGAAGGCAGUGGCAUUCGUACAAAGAAAAAAAGUGUUCAAAUUUGUGAAGAAAAUUGCCGUGGAAAGUGAACGAAUAUAGGCGAAACAGCAAACGAAACGAGAUAGAAGAAGAAGAAGAAGCAGAAGAAGACGGGAAAGAAUUGGGAAAACGAAGCAAAAAAAAAACCCAACACCGCACCAAAGUAGGCCACCGUGGAAGUGACGUUGCAGUCGAACCAUCAUCAGCCAAAAGCGAUGAGGUGGCGCAAGUAGGAAAGAAAGUGAUCAAGAAAUCAAUCUUUUCGAUUACACAAUCUCGCCAGCAGACACGUCGAACAUCGUCGGUGUUGUUCGUGUACCGGGCUACGAUUCGUCUUCGUUUGCCCCGUGAACGGGAGCCACUUUCGGGAGUGCAAAAGAGUGUGUGUGUGUGUGUGUGUGUGUGUCUGUGUGUGUGACUUGUGGAAAAGCGCACCGUAGUGACGUGACCGAGAGGGUCGGAAAAUUCAGGAUCCUCCACCGAGAAUUAAGUGCAAUUGCGUGCAGCUCCAGCUGGGGUGCAUCGUGGCUGCAUUUUACGUCGGGUGAUGCGCUGCAGUCCGAUCGCUUGCAGCUGGAACGGGAUGUCGCUUGAUCGCUGGUGUGACUGCUGACAUGAGUCAUUCGACUUGCGACCCACCCGUCGUGAAUGCCACUUUCCGUGCAGCGGAGCGCUCUCGCGAUCGUAUGUGAACGUGACGAGCAGCGAGAGUGAUUUUCUUUAUUUUCCCUUCUGUGGUUCUGUUUCCCCAUCGCGCUUUUCCUGCCAUUUUUCCCAACCACGCUCGCGUGUUUCACUUUCAUCGGUGGGCUUCCCCACGACCAACGAUCGACUCGGUAGCCAAAGAAGACAGUCUGCAUUUUCCUUCCCAAAGACACCAUUGAGCGGUCGCCUAGUGACCGGUUGGCCCUGGGCUGAAGUGUAGUGAAAACAUAGUUCACAUCGACACGCGACAGCGCGCGGGGUGUUUUCUUUUUAAACCUCGAAGAAUUUAAAGAUCAUCAAUCGUCGACGUUGGUGCGGUCUAGUGCGAAGGAAUUUGUCGCAUCUUCGAAUAGGACUUGCCGCUUUGAACUGGUGUUGCUGCUUCGGUUGUGUUACAGAAGGAAAAGAGCACCUACGGACCGGCUCAGUUGAAGACUUUGUGCGAAAGAGCUGCUUCCUUGAGGGCUCAAGAACGAGCUGUAAGAUGGUGAAAAUGGACGGUUCCCGAUGGAUGGUGUUUCUGGUGAUGCUGGCCAUCGCCAUUUGGAGUCCCAGCUGGGCGGAAUCAACACCGAUGGCAUGUCCCCAGGAGUGUUCGUGCGAAGCAAACGGCACGGUACGAUGCACGAGUGUGGCUGGGCUUAGGAACCUAACAAAAUCCCAGCCGAUCGCUCGACUGGACCUUUCCAACCUCGACCUGACGAAGGUACCCGUGGCUCUGGAAAACAUCCGCAACAUCACCGAGCUCGAUCUGUCCAACAACCGACUGGCCGAAGUGGCUCAUCUCGGCAAGCGCAUCCGCAAACUGAACCUCAGCCAUAAUCGCAUCUCUUCGGCCAAGAUGGCGCGCAUUCCGUUGCACGUGGAAUCGCUCAACUUAACGUACAACAGCAUCACGUAUCUGCCGCUAAGCCUGAUGAAGCUGAAGAAGCUGCGUUACAUCGAGCUGGCAAACAACCCAAUCAACUGCACCUGUGAAACGCUGCACAUCCGCAAUUGGCUAACGUCGCGGCACGUGUGGUCGGACAACCACAUCAAGUGUAUGGCGCCACCGGCCUUCAAGGGCCAACCGUGGUUACAGGUUCGCCAGCAGGACGCAUGUAAUCCAGCGCUGGUGGAAGAGCGCAAGGGUGGCUACAACUGGGACGAUUACGAGGACGAGAACGAGCUGAUGCUGGGUGAUGCACCGCAUUCACCUGAUCCGGCUCACGAGGAGGAUGAGGACGAUUUUAAGCGCGAGUACUUGCCGGUGAGCGAGAAGGUGAAGCGUAACGAACCACCAAUCGUGGUGGAUAACAGUGAGGACGAACCGGUGGUUGAUGGAUCGGGCGCGGGUCCUGAGACACCGAUCGGAGCGGAAGAACGUCGUAAGGUGUUUGAUGCUGCAGCGGAAGAUGAAGGUAGUGGGAGUGAUGGCGAUGUACGCGCGUUUGCGGAAGGAGGUGUUGAUGGAGAUCAUGGAGAUGAGGAUGCCAGUGGCAGUGGUGGUGGAUUGAUCGUAGGAUUCGGACACAUCAGUGCGGAUGAAAUUGGAACCGGAAGCACGGCCUCUACGACGAUCGACACCGAUGAAGGUAUUGAUGAAGCACCCGAAGAAGAACCGAUGGAGAUUCCAAACAUCGACGCCGGGUUGGGUAUCUUCAGCGAUGAGAAGGAUGAAGAGCCUUCACCGGAAACUACCGGGUCCGAGGAGACUACAUCGGAGGCUACGGACAAGGGUAGGAUGAUCGGAGCAGCGGGAGUGAUGAAAACGGGUCAUCAAGAUGCGUCCGGAUCUCCAGACACUCCGCUGAUUGAAGACAACUCGUCGUCAACCCGCCAGUCGGAGGAGGACAACCAAAAGACGUACGUUCUGUUGGCCAUCAUCGGCAUUAUCGUGGUAGCGCUGAUCAUCAUGGUCGUGUGUAAGCGUAAACCGGAAGCGCGCAAUCGGCGCGGCAAACAUGACGUUGAAAGCGCUAACGGGCAAGGUCGCGAGCUGAAGGAACUCAACAAGAACCUGCUCGAGAAGCUUCCGGCUGAUCGGAAUGGACACGGUGGUGUGCCUGAGCGGACGCCUCUCAUGAGUCCUGACAAGCCGGACCAGGAGAAGGUGUUCGGAGAUCCUCACAAGACUGCCUUCAGUCCGGUUAAGCCCCAGCGCACCUCGCUCGAGAAGCCGAUGGAGUCGUUCAAACCAAUCGCUGUCGAACGAAGGACGAAUGAUUCUUUGCAUGAGCUUCCGGUGUCCGACAACAACAACACUGCGACACUGCCAAACGGAAAUGGUGCCCUACGAAAUGGGGAUGGACCUGCAGGAGUGCAUAAACCCCAUGGGCCGUCAGAGCUGGAUGGUCCUGGUGAUCAUCUGGCGGUACCGAUGGAGUCACCCCGUUCGAAACGCUACAGCCCUAUCUACGUACCAACCUCACCAAAGUCCGACCGAUACAGCCCGGUGUACUCGCCUGAAACGGGGCGAGUUAAGAUCAAGCUGACAGAGACACCUAAACCGAAAACGCCCAUCCUGGUGACGCGAAGUCGGUCGCGAGCCGGCGAUAUCAUCACCACCAUGGACGACCAGAAGUUUUAGGACCAGGGGCUGGCAUCGAGGCUGGUGCAGGCUGGAGCAGCAGUAGUAGCAAACGGUGAGGCUGGCCGCGCCUCGUGACCCGUGUUUGACGUCGUGGUCUGGAUUACGUCUAUUAUCAAGCCCGCCCAAGCUAAUGCCGGAAAGCGCUAAUCUUAAUCUAGCGCCUGAUGCGAACCUUGGAUAGAGGCGCUACCGAGGUUGUGGAUCAACCCCUUUCAUAGAUUAAGUUCGCCUUCCACACGUGCUAUCCUGCACCUUGAGAGACCUCGACCUGCGUUCCGUUCCGGGCUUGCAAAGCACAAACGAAAUCGUCGCCAUAUUGCCUGCACCUCCCGGUGGCUUUCCCAGCAAGUAUCCCCGCGAAGGGCGUGUGUGUCCUGUACGUUUUCGGUUUGAGGCCGCUCUUUGACAGCCGUUCGAGAGCAUAUGUCCCUGUAUCAACUGCGCCGAAGAGCUUGUACAUAGUCAUUUGCAGGAUAGGACGGAUUGAAACUGCGACCGGAAAGAGCGAGAUAUCAGUGCCGUGCGAAUGUAGCGUAGAUGAUAAACGGUAGAGGUAGUAGUAGCAGUAGUAGCAGACACUUGCAUGUUCUAAUUUGCCAAAAUGCCGAUCGCGUUCGUAAAGGUAGCUUUCAGCAACGAAAUUUAAGCUAGAGCAAGAGAAAGAGAAACGUUUACUAGCGCAAACUAGCGAUUCGAACACGGCCGCACGAACCGCUAAGCGUGCGGAGUAAUGCGAGGACAUAAAAGGACAUGAUGAAUAAUAUCCGAAUUUAGCAACGGCGAAGGGUGAAGGCAUUCAGUGGAUGUUGCACACGGUUGAGGAGCAUGUCGCUUCAAGUGUUUACUAGUUCAUAUCACCAGUCGUUCAUCAUAGAAGUAAUAAAGGGGUUCGAAGUGUUGUAGCGAUCGUUCGGACCGGGCUUAGUGCCGGGUGACUAGGAGUUGUACAUUAAAUACUAUGAAUACCAUAGAACAAGGAGAACAGAAAAAGCCCAACAACGGAGGUGCGAAUAGAUAGCAUAAUUGUGCGCGACGACGAGGAUUGUAAGCGAAGGGCUCAUUUGUCCGGCACGGACAGGCGAGAAUGGAAUUCAUUUUAAUCGAUGCUUGGUUGUUGAUGGUAGUUACUGUAAGCGGUGCCUAGCUAUGUGUAUUUUACAGGAGUUUUGAAAGCCAUCGAGGCGCAUCGAGUGUAAUCUACAUAUCUGUCGGUUGUUUUCGUAGUUUAAUAAAUCCAUCCGCGGGCAGGGACAUUAGCAAACAGGCGUGUGUGGAGUAAAGCACGCGUGGUAUCAUCUAGUUCGGCUCAUGAGAGGCUCGUGGUUGGGUGCAAAAUUCAACCAACAUCCUCUUAUCUGUUGCUUUUGGGCCGUUUCGUUGUCAAGAUCCCACACAUGCCAAUGGAAGGAGAAGAAAACGGUCGCUUCGGUAGCGGUGCCGUACCGGGACGCUGUGCAGUUGUGCGGUUGUGUAGGAACAAUGUAUUUAAAUUUUAUAAAUAAUUUAUACUUCGUGACAAAGAGAAUAAAUGAUGAAAAUAAAAGUAUAUUGUUGGUGUA
Anopheles nili is the source of this 5217-nucleotide messenger RNA. RefSeq names its product protein windpipe (gene wdp). Gene Ontology annotation, molecular function: protein binding. Lineage: Eukaryota; Metazoa; Arthropoda; Insecta; Diptera; Culicidae. The transcript has 3 exons. The record is from RefSeq and is a predicted model, not a curated record. Bases 1571 to 3655 code for a protein of 694 amino acids.